Messenger RNA from Phacochoerus africanus (Common warthog), 2241 nucleotides. RefSeq names its product carbonic anhydrase 14 (gene CA14). NCBI's taxonomy places the organism in Eukaryota, Metazoa, Chordata, Mammalia, Artiodactyla, Suidae. Gene Ontology annotation, molecular function: zinc ion binding; carbonate dehydratase activity. Gene Ontology annotation, cellular component: plasma membrane. The transcript is spliced from 11 exons. The record is from RefSeq and is a predicted model, not a curated record. Bases 835 to 1845 code for a protein of 336 amino acids.
UCUCUCCAAACAAGUUCUCUUCGCCUCACUUCUCUUCCUUAUUUUCCACAAUCCAGGUUUCAGUCCUUGACUUCUUCCCCUCCACCCGCACCCUGAGUCUCCCAACUCCUUCUGGUUACCUCGGUCCUGACUCUGGACUCUUCCUGGGCAGCUCACAUUCUGCAGCGGAUUGGAAGCAGAUCCUCCCAGGGAAAAAGCCAGAUGGAGAAUGAGAACCCAGGGUCCCCCAGGGGGGCUGGAUGAGACCCCCAGGGACUGGACCCCCCGAGCCCUCCUUUCCUGCCUCCACCCACUCCAGGGGACACCCUUCUGAACAGUGUCUGUGUGAAUAGCAAAGGAAGGAAGAGCUCACCCCAGCUGGGCUCCUGAGCCAGGGCCAGGGCUCCUGUGAAACCCGCCGCGUGCGCUCCGCUCUGAGCUGGGCCAUCCUGCAUGCUUAAUGGGCUAUUUAAGGAGUUGUUCGCCAGCAACCCAGGCAACCCCCCCCUCCCCACGUACACCCGUCCAGAGCCACCUUAAAAGCAGGAGGCAGUUGUGAAGUCGCUGGCCAGCAAGUGGAGUGAAGACUGCAGAAGGAGAUAAAAAAGAAAGAGGGCAGCAAGAGAUUUGUCCUGGACACCCAGAAACUCACGGUCCCCCACUGAAAACCAAAUCCCCUGGAAGCCUGCAGAGACCCAAAGACAGCACGAGAAACAGAGAUAAAUACACUCAGCAUCAGGAAACUCCUCUUCUCUCUCUCUCUCUUUCCCUCUCUCUCUCACCUCCCAGCCCCCUCCCUACCCUAGUCCUCUGGUCUCCAAACUCCUAGUACCUUGUGCUCCCUCCGGAAAUACCAUGUUGGUCUUCAUCCUCCUGCUAAAGGUGAUGUGGAUCCUGGCUGCAGAAGAGGGUCAACACUGGACAUAUGAGGGCCCACACGGUCAAGACCAUUGGCCAGCCUCUUACCCUGAAUGUGGAAGCAAUGCCCAGUCCCCCAUCAAUAUCCAGACAGACAGUGUGACUUUUGACCCUGAGUUGCUACCUCUGCAACCCCAUGGAUAUGAACAGCCUGGCACCGAGCCUUUGGACCUGCACAAUAAUGGCCACACAGUGCAACUCUCGCUGCCUCCUACCCUACAUCUGGAAGGACUGCCCCGAAAAUAUGUAGCUGCCCAGCUCCACCUGCACUGGGGUCAGAAAGGAUCCCCAGGGGGCUCAGAGCACAAGAUCAACGGCGAAGCUAAUGCUGCAGAGCUCCACAUCGUACAUUAUGAUUCUGAGUCCUACGCUAGCUUGAGUGAGGCUGCUCAGCAGCCCCAAGGCCUGGCUGUCUUGGGCAUCCUCAUUGAGGUGGGCGAGACUGAAAACCCAGCUUAUGAACACAUUCUGAGUCACCUGCAUGAAAUCAGGCACAAAGAUCAGAGGACCUCAGUGCCCCCCUUCAAUGUGAGAGGGCUGCUCCCGCCACUGCUGGCGCAGUUCUUCCGUUACAAUGGCUCACUCACCACACCGCCCUGCUACCAGAGUGUGCUCUGGACAGUCUUCAAUCGAAGGGCCCAGAUUUCAAUGGGACAGCUGGAAAAGCUUCAGGAGGCAUUGUUCUCCACCGAAGAGGAGCCGUCUCAGCUCCUGGUACAGAACUACCGAGCCCCCCAGCCCCUCAACCAGCGAAUAGUCUUGGCUUCUUUCAUCCAAGUGGGAUCCUUGUACACCACAGGGGAAAUGCUGAGUCUGGGAGUGGGAAUCUUGGUUGGCUGCCUCUGCCUUCUGCUGGCUGUUUAUUUCAUCGCUAGAAAGAUUCGGAAGAAGAGACUGGGAAACCGGAAAAGUGUGGUGUUCACCUCAGCACGGGCCGCCGAGGCAUAGGCUCCCUCUCGGACACCAGAGAUGCCUUCCCCUCGCCUAUCAGGGAGCUUCUCAAGUGGGUGCAGGGACUGGCCCAAAAGCCCUGUAAUGGGCCAGCACUCCUCCUUCCUCCAGACAGCCCCUGCACGGAGGUACGGACAGGCUCUCUGAGGAAGAACAACAGAGCUUCCAGCCUCACAAAACAUGUAGAUAAGGAGAGCCCCAUGCUGACAGUGCAGAGGGCAAACUGUGUUUAGAUGUAGCAGAAGCUGGGCAUGUGGCCCAGGGUCCUCACCCCCUCUUCUUUAUCCCUCUGUCCCUAGAAACAGUGCAGGAUCUCCCCCUAGGAAAAAGGGAUGCUGCUAUCAUGCUGUGGUUUUUUGCUCAAUGUAUUUGGAAUUAAAGUUUCUGACCCCA